AGCGUCCUUGUUUGUGUGGUGCCGCCGCCGCCGGUGCAGCCGCCGCCGCCGCCGCUGCCCCCGUCUGUACCGCAGUGUCUGCUCCGCCCGCCCGCCCCGGUCCGGCCCGCCCCCCUCCCCCACCCCCGCCCCUGGUCCCGUCAGCGGGGUCCGGAACCCACUGUGCCGUCGCCUCUUCCUUUUUCGACGCCUCCGCCGCCGCCUGAGGAGGCGAGCUCGCCGGGAGUUACACCGCCACCGCCAGGAUGGAUAGAAUGACAGAAGAUGCUCUUCGCCUGAAUCUGUUAAAGCGGAGCCUGGACCCUGCAGAUGAGCGAGACGAUGUCCUGGCCAAGCGGCUGAAAAUGGAGGGGCACGAGGCCAUGGAGCGCCUGAAAAUGUUGGCACUGCUCAAACGGAAGGAUUUGGCAAACCUUGAGGUGCCGCACGAGUUACCCACCAAGCAGGAUGGCAGUGGCGUCAAGGGCUACGAAGAGAAGCUCAACGGGAACCUGAGGCCUCAUGGAGACAGCAGGCCUGCUGGACGGCCAGGCAAAGAGAACAUCAACGAUGAGCCCGUGGACAUGAGUGCCAGACGGAGUGAGCCAGAUCGAGGAAGGCUAACUCCAUCCCCAGACGUCAUUGUUUUGUCUGAUAAUGAAGCUUCCAGUCCCCGUUCCAGCUCCCGAAUGGAAGAAAGACUCAAAGCAGCCAACCUAGAGAUGUUUAAGGGGAAGGGCAUUGAGGAGCGGCAGCAGCUCAUCAAGCAGCUGAGGGAUGAGCUGCGGCUGGAAGAAGCCCGCCUGGUGCUGCUAAAGAAGCUGAGACAGAGUCAGCUGCAGAAGGAGAACGUGGUACAGAAGACUCCAGUUGUACAGAAUGCAGCAUCUAUUGUUCAGCCAUCUCCUGCCCAUGUGGGACAACAGGGCCUAUCCAAGCUUCCCUCCCGGCCUGGGGCCCAAGGGGUCGAACCUCAGAAUUUGAGAACAUUACAGGGUCACAGUGUUAUCCGUUCAGCGACCAAUACCACCCUCCCACACAUGCUGAUGUCUCAACGUGUGAUUGCACCAAACCCAGCCCAGCUACAGGGUCAGCGGGGCCCACCUAAGCCUGGCCUCGUCCGCACCACAACACCCAAUAUGAAUCCCGCCAUCAAUUACCAGCCGCAGUCAAGUUCUUCUGUCCCCUGUCAGCGCACAACGUCCUCUGCCAUCUAUAUGAACCUUGCCUCCCACAUCCAGCCAGGGACCGUGAACAGAGUGUCCUCACCACUUCCUAGUCCCGGCGCCAUGACCGACGCAGCCAACUCGCAGGCUGCGGCCAAACUUGCUCUUCGCAAACAGCUGGAAAAGACGCUCCUGGAGAUUCCACCCCCCAAACCUCCUGCCCCCUUGCUGCACUUCCUGCCCAGUGCAGCCAAUAGCGAGUUCAUCUACAUGGUAGGCUUGGAAGAGGUCGUGCAGAGCGUCAUCGACAGCCAAGGCAAAAGCUGUGCCUCCCUUCUGCGGGUCGAACCCUUUGUUUGUGCCCAGUGCCGCACAGACUUCACCCCUCACUGGAAACAGGAGAAGAAUGGGAAGAUUCUCUGUGAGCAAUGCAUGACCUCCAACCAGAAGAAGGCGCUGAAGGCCGAGCACACCAACCGGCUGAAAAACGCUUUUGUUAAAGCCCUACAGCAGGAGCAGGAAAUUGAGCAGCGAUUACAGCAGCAGGCAGCCCUCUCCCCCACUACGGCUCCAGCUGUGUCCAGUGUCAGUAAACAGGAGACCAUAAUGAGACAUCACACGCUUCGACAGGCUCCACAGCCCCAGAGCAGCCUCCAGCGUGGCAUACCCACCUCUGCCCGGUCCAUGCUUUCCAACUUUGCACAGGCCCCCCAGCUGUCUGUGCCAGGUGGCCUCCUCGGCAUGCCAGGUGUCAACAUCGCGUACUUGAACACUGGCAUCGGAGGACACAAAGCCCCCAGCCUGGCAGACCGACAGCGGGAGUACCUGUUAGACAUGAUCCCUCCCCGGUCUAUAUCGCAGUCCAUCAGUGGGCAGAAAUAACGCCUGGUCCACUUGUACUGCCCCAACCUGAAUCCUGUACCCCACCCACCCCCCAUUGCCCCAACUUCCGUCGCAUGCAGUGCCUGUACUGGUGCCUACCAUACACGGAAAACAAAACAGAAAAACAGAAGACAAAAAAUAGAAAUGAACAAGAAAACACACGCCCCGCCCCGCCCCUCCCGCUGUUUCGCACCGCCUGCCGUCUGUCUGUCUGCACUCUUCGCUGCGGUUUUCUCUCUCAGUGAGGUGGAGCUUCACCUCUGAUAGACGAGGUCCUGGGGAGACAUCUAAGCCCUCUGACGUGUGUUUCCAAAGUUUGUUUUUACGCUGUAAUUAUUAUUCUCGUUUUUAAUGAUGUGUGUGUCCUCCCUUUGUUUCAGUGGACGGUUAAACCUUUUUAUUUUCCCUUUCCCCCAAUAUUUUUCUUUUUCUCUUUUCUUUCUUUUUUUCGUAGCCACAAAUGACAUUGAGUUAAAUGAUAGCAUUGUAGUAGGGUCCCCAGCUGCCACGGGGGGCACGACUAGGAGUGUCAGGGCGGAAGUUCUUAUGCACUUAACCUGGGGCGGGGGUGGGGGGAGGUGGUGGCAUCAGACGCGGAGGAGGAACAGCACAGCCGCUGUGGGGUCUCUGGAGGCAGCGUUGGGGAUCGAAGUUGGGCUCUAAGAAUGAGGGGGGACAGCCUGGAGGGAGAAGCUUUAAGCCGUACCCACCCUGGGAUUGACCGGGGGGGAGAGGGGGGGCAGGGGCUCGUCUCACGGGGAUGAGCGGGCGUGGAGCCAGGGCGGCCGAGCAGGCCCCGGCCUUCUGGGCGCCGGGGGAGGAAGACUGGUCCUGACCCCAGGGACAGACAGACGUCUAUUCCAGGCCAAGGAGCCCAAAAGAAGUCUUUCAUCUUAUUUUCUUCUAACCAUUUCCCCCACCCCACUGCUUUGUUUUCAUCCUACGCUGCUCUGGUGACGCAGCCCCUUUGUACCAUUGAGGGUGGUGCUCCUGGCCGGAGCGUGCUGGGCAUCCUCGAGUUGGAUGGAGAGUUGGAUGGACGUGAGGGAGCGAGCGAGUUGGAUCAAAAGGCAGGACCCAGAGGAAGCAGGGGCUGUGCUGUCCCGACAGCUGGCGCUCACAUCUGUCUCUUCCCCUCUGAGAGCGAGGAGGGCCCGCCGUGACUGGCUCAGGCUGCCUCUGCUGGGAGGCGCCUGUCUCCCCCCACCCUGAAUUCGAGUAAUUUUGCUUUUUUGUUUGUUUUUAGUUUUUCUUAAGCGCUACUAAUGUAGAGAAUGAAUUGAAUUGUGCAAUGUUGCUGUUCUGGGGGUUCGGGGACGUGAGCCUCCCGUUUGCCCACACUGCGGGAGGGGGGGGCCGUGGCUGUGUCUGAGGUAGGGGAGGCCCCCGAAAGGUAGGGCUUCGUGCUCUCCUCUCUGCACACUCACCUGCCUGUCCAGCUCUAGAAGCUGCCGAGGGCGAGGGAGGCGUAGUCUCGGCAGAGAGGCGUGAAGAGGAGUUGAACGUUUGGCCCUUGAAAGCCACCUGGGGAAAUUCCCUCUUUUAUUUUUUAAAAUUAAAUAAUUGUUUUAAAGUAAGAAGGCACUUUUAAAAUGAACACACACAAACUGCACAUCCUCCCCAUAAAGUUUGGGGAUGGGAUGGGAGAAGGAGCUGGAAUCAGGCUCAGUUCUCCCCACUCUGGCCUCUACUCCCCGGACCCAGAGCCACUGGGGGUGAUUAUACUGGCCCUACGGGCCUUCCUGGCUUUUUUCUUUCCUCCCUCCCCCAAUUCAUUGAGCACUUAAAAAAGAAGCAGAGAUGCAGCCUGCAUCUGGCUCCCCCAGUGGUGAAAUGAUCUGGAAGCUAGACACCAGUGACAGGUAGUGAUGGGUCGUUUCGAGUAUUUUUCUGGGGAAUGUGGUGCCCCUGACUGUAAGUGGUGGGAGAGGGAGGGGGGGUUAAUGGAACUGGGUGUGGGAUUAUUUUAAAAUUAUAUAUAUAUAUAUAAAGAUAUAUUCUUACAUCUUUUCUUUGCCCUCUGUGCUUUGAAAGCACUGGAUAAAUCGUUUGGUUUUGCUUUUCUCUCUUCCAUGAAAUUGGAAGCUUUUUUUAAAAAAUAUUUUCCCUACAAGUCAUCUUGCCUUGUGGCAUGUCUGUCUAGCCUCUUCUCCCCUCCCCCAUGAUGAAGUGCCAUUUCUGUUAUGUCUCCCCUCCCCCAGCUCAGAGGUGCUCAGAGGUACGAGGUCCCCAAGUUUGUCAGUUGAGAUUAAAAGUAAGGAACAGAGAAUGUGCAAUACCGUCUGGCUGGGGCUGUCCCUGCCUGGAGCUGAAUCCCUCCCCCGGGAGCCAGGCCCCCUUUGAAUGGGGUUUGGAGGUAGGGCUGUGAGAGUCGGCCGAUGGGGAAGGAAGCCUGCAGCUGAGCACCUGCCAAGGUGCCGAGGC
Messenger RNA from Rhinolophus ferrumequinum (greater horseshoe bat), 4451 nucleotides. RefSeq names its product GATA zinc finger domain containing 2B (gene GATAD2B). The transcript is spliced from 11 exons. Gene Ontology annotation, molecular function: zinc ion binding; sequence-specific DNA binding. The record is from RefSeq and is a predicted model, not a curated record. The coding region runs from base 246 to 2027 and encodes 593 amino acids. NCBI's taxonomy places the organism in Eukaryota, Metazoa, Chordata, Mammalia, Chiroptera, Rhinolophidae. Gene Ontology annotation, cellular component: NuRD complex. Gene Ontology annotation, biological process: negative regulation of transcription by RNA polymerase II.